Messenger RNA from Ochotona curzoniae (black-lipped pika), 1478 nucleotides. It is a transcript of the gene ATF5, whose product is annotated as activating transcription factor 5. Bases 313 to 1155 code for a protein of 280 amino acids. NCBI's taxonomy places the organism in Eukaryota, Metazoa, Chordata, Mammalia, Lagomorpha, Ochotonidae. The record is from RefSeq and is a predicted model, not a curated record. Gene Ontology annotation, biological process: regulation of transcription by RNA polymerase II. Gene Ontology annotation, cellular component: nucleus. The transcript has 3 exons. Gene Ontology annotation, molecular function: RNA polymerase II transcription regulatory region sequence-specific DNA binding; DNA-binding transcription activator activity, RNA polymerase II-specific.
UCCCGAUCAGCAUCUCCGCUCACGCUGCCCGCCCGGCCCGACCAUGGCUCUGUAGCCGCCACCCCGCCUCCCUGGGUGCCCCCCGCUACCCGUGGCCUCGCUUACCGCGCCUGCGCUCUCCGCUCCCCGCCUUUCCUCUUCAACCGAGGCCGCCGCCGCCGACUCUUCUAGCCGGAGCCAUGGAGUCCUCCGCCAUCACCCUGGUGCCUGUGUCCACUCUGCUGACCAGCCUGCUGAGCCGCCCCCCAGCCAUUGCCCCAGCCUCGUCUGCUGCCGCCGACAUCCCCAGUGGCCAGCGUCUGUGCCGCAGCCAUGUCACUCCUGGCGACCCUGGGGCUGGAGCUGGACAGGACCCUGGUCCCAGCUAGCGGGCUGGGCUGGCUCGUAGACUAUGGCAAGCUUCCCCUGGCCCCUGCCCCCCUGGGCCCCUAUGAGGUCCUCGGGGGAGCCCUGGAGGGCGGGCUGCCAGGGGGGGGAGAGCCCCUGGCAGGUGACGGCUUCUCAGACUGGAUGACUGAACGAGUGGACGUCACGGCCCUCCUGCCUCUGGAGCCUGCCCUGCCCCCAGGCGCCCUCCCCCCACCCUCCCCUGCCCCACCAGACCUGGAAGCCAUGGCCUCACUCCUCAAGAAGGAGCUGGAGCAGAUGGAAGACUUCUUCCUGGAGGCCCCGCUCCUCCCGCCCCCCUCCCCGCCGCCCCCCUUUCCUCUCCCUGUCCCCAGCUUUGACCUCCCGCAGCCCCCGGCCCUGGACACCCUCGACUUGCUGGCCAUCUACUGCCGGGGAGAGGCUGGGCAGGGGGAUUCGGGCCUGGCACCCCUGCCCCCACCUCCACCCCAGCAACUUCCUCCUCCUCCCCUUCCUCCUCCUCCUCCUCUGUCUCUACCCUCUCGCCCGGCCCCCUACCCCAAUCCUGCUGCCACCCGAGGGGACCGCAAGCAAAAGAAGAGAGACCAGAACAAGUCGGCAGCUUUGAGGUACCGCCAGAGGAAGCGGGCGGAGGGUGAGGCCUUGGAGGGCGAGUGUCAGGGGCUGGAAGCCAGGAACCGGGAGCUGAGGGAGCGGGCCGAGUCGGUGGAACGGGAGAUCCAGUACGUCAAGGACCUGCUCAUCGAGGUGUACAAGGCCCGGAGCCAGAGGAGCCGUAGCAGCUAGGCGGGUGGUCACUGCGGGGACGGGGGAGCUGCCUCUGCCUCCAGCUUCUCCCCUCCCCAUCUGUGUCUGCUGGCUUCCUUGUCCCCCCUUCUUCCUCCCGCCCCUCCGGUCCAUAGCAGCAUUCACCCCUCUAGCUCCAGCCAGGCCGCAGUGGUUUCCUGCACAGGGGGUGGGGGUGGGGGGCAGCCCUAAGAGCUGGGAAGUUGAGGCCAGGCAGAGAGAAAGACCAGGAUUGGGGGGGUGGGGGGGCUGCUUUAAGAAGGGAACUCCAGACCGAGAAUCCAGCCCGGCUUAGGCAGGCAGCCACACGCAGGUGACCAGGU